Messenger RNA from Melitaea cinxia (Glanville fritillary), 842 nucleotides. It is a transcript of the gene CPG14, whose product is annotated as shematrin-like protein 2. The record is from RefSeq and is a predicted model, not a curated record. The transcript has 2 exons. Lineage: Eukaryota; Metazoa; Arthropoda; Insecta; Lepidoptera; Nymphalidae. The coding region runs from base 42 to 707 and encodes 221 amino acids.
ACCAAACAACAUCGACCACUCACUGAGUUCAGUCAAUAAUAAUGGCCAAGUGGAGCAUUAUCGCCCUAGCCCUCAUCGGCUGUGCUGUUGCUGAGCCCCCAGUCGGCUACAGCUACUCCGCUCCGUCUUCCCUCGUGAUAGUCGGAGGACACGGCCACAGCUCCCCUCUGGCCAGUGGCGGCCACUACACCCCCGUGCCAGUCGGUCACCAAACCUCCGAGGGCUACCACAUCGACCCCCAUCUACUCGAAAAAAUCAGGCACAUCAUCCUUAAGGACGAGAUCCAAAACCAAGCCUACCAAUCAUCCAUCGGAGGCGGACAUGGUAGCGGACACGGAAUCUCAUCCCACUACGGUCCCCCCGCUCCCGUCUACGGCGUGCCCCAUGAGAGGAUCGUAGGAGUCGAACUCGAAACCCUCCAACAGGGCAUCCAAGUCGCUCAGUACCACCAGGCUGAGGAAGGUUACGCUGGUGGCUACGGUGGUGGCUACUCCGGCUACUCCGGCUAUGGCGGUGGAUACUCCAGCGGUGGACACUCCGGCGGUGGAUACUCCAGCGGCGGAUACUCCAGCGGUGGAUACUCCAGCGGCGGUCACGGCUCCAUCUCCUACAGCGCUCCCUCGUCCUCCUACACCACAAUCGGCGCGCCAUCAGGCUCCUACGGGGUCCCAUCCAUUUCAUCCUCAUAUGGCGCCCCUCACCAUUAAACGAAAACGAAUUCUUAGUCAUCUCAAUUCAUUUUAAUAUUAUAAAAAUCAUGUGAUCGAUAGACGUUAACUGUAUUAUAUUUGUUGUUAAUGUAAGUUUCUGUAAAUAAAACUACCUUUUGUAUAAAAAAAAAA